UAGAGGAGCUGUCUUGAUGCGACAUGUAAUUAUAAAUACAUAGGGUUGUUUAGCUUCCCUUCUCAACCUUCAAUUCUCUUCUAACCCCUUCUCCCAAUAUGGCAGUUUCCAAACUUUUUCUUGCACUGUUUCUUGUUUUCAUGGUACUAACCCUAGAAGAAGCAAAUGGUGCAGCAACUGGAAAGACGAAAAAAUUAAUUGAUAUGGCUAACAGAAGAGGACCUUACUUGGGAUUGAUCAUUCCUAACCUGUUUGAGAUGAAUCCUCUUCUUCAUCACCCUAGUUACAAACCUACUAACCUUACCAUUGACUAUGCAGGGAGGAGAUUUCGGUUUGGAUAUAUUGAUAAUCAGCCUGUUGUUCUUGUUAUGACUGGACUUGCCAUGCUAAAUGCAGGCAUAACAACACAACUGUUGCUAGCGUUGUUCAAGAUUAAAGGUGUGGUGCACUAUGGAAUUGCAGGAAAUGCAAAUCCAUCUCUCCAUAUUGGAGAUGUUGCUAUUCCUCAGUACUGGGCACAUACUGCUCUUUGGAAUUGGCAGAGAUAUGGAGAUGGCCCUCAGAAUGAACUACCCCUUGAAGUAAAUGGAGACUACACGAGAGAUAUUGGAUACUUGAAAAUUUCCGAAUACUCAGUGAAUGUGACAAAUUGCAACUCACAUAACAAUCUUCUUAACAACGUUUGGUACCAACCUGAAGAAGUAUUCCCUGUAUUUGGCACUCCUGAGGAAAGACAACAUAUCUUUUGGGUCCCUGUUGACCCUCGUUACUUUGCAAUCGCCGAAAAGCUCAAGAUUAUUUUUCAGAUUGAAAACUAGCCGUUAUAUAGAACGCGCCCCACGCGCAAUUCACAUCUCCAACUUCUGAACAUAUCACAUGGCAGUUCACGCGCCGACGGGAUCCAUUCGGCGAGUGCUAUCCAUCCCACCCACCACCGACUUGAUACCAACACUUUAUCGGAACAACAGUUGUACCUAGUUGUUUUGGAUUAGUUCUUAGCUUUCAUGCUUAUCCUUAGAUUAGAUAUAGAUUUAGAGUUAUCCUUUUAGUUCAUACUUAUCAUUCAGUUAGUUAGCUUUAGAUAGUGUUUUGAUUUGAAUAAGUCUCCUAAUUCAAGGAGUACUUUUAGGAAGACUUGUAUUUAAACUUAGCUUGGCAUUUAAUAUACAUACAGUUUUCCAUCA
Messenger RNA from Nicotiana tabacum (common tobacco), 1184 nucleotides. Lineage: Eukaryota; Viridiplantae; Streptophyta; Magnoliopsida; Solanales; Solanaceae. The record is from RefSeq and is a predicted model, not a curated record.